This is a messenger RNA of Paramecium tetraurelia, 537 nucleotides long. RefSeq lists its product as uncharacterized. The record is from RefSeq and is a predicted model, not a curated record. The transcript has a single exon. Lineage: Eukaryota; Ciliophora; Oligohymenophorea; Peniculida; Parameciidae.
AUGUAAAACACUUGUUGUAAUGCAAGUAUUGCAUCCACUAUUACAAAGAAAAGUACCAUAAAUAUGAAACCACCCGAACAUCAAUUUAGAAUUAUAAGAAAAAUUGCAUAUAUCGUAAUCCCAGUAAAUUUUUUUGUAAGUAAAAAUUUGGUUAGAAUACUAUCUAAAAUCAAGUUCUAGUAAUAUUCAUUAGCUUUGAUCUAAUUUUUAAAGCAGAUCCACGAUAGCAAAUAAAAUGAGUCUACAAAGAAAAUCAAAAUAAAUUAUAAGAUAUAAUUGCUCUAGAAUAUAACUAAGGAAAACAUAAAGAGAUCGUAAGAUUUUUAUGACUGUCCAUUUUAUACAUCCCACCCUUCUUAAUCAAAGCGCUAUGAAUUGGUUUCUGUCAUGUAGAUAUGUAUAAUGUCGAUUUUAGGCAAUCUAACCUUGAAUCACAUUCAUAAAUAAUAAACAGCCAGCUGGACAAAGUUAUAUCACAAGUCUGAAAUUCUUGAUUCCCCAAAACCCCUAAAAAUGCAAUAUUUGCUGUAAUCAUGA